Molecule: messenger RNA, 1040 nt
Organism: Exophiala viscosa
Lineage: Eukaryota; Fungi; Ascomycota; Eurotiomycetes; Chaetothyriales; Herpotrichiellaceae
Product: NAD-P-binding protein
Exons: 1
Coding region: 184-1011 (275 amino acids)
Source: RefSeq, a predicted model, not a curated record
CAGUAUGAAUGAGGAGGAGUAAGUAUAUCUAAUUCAAGCUAACGAGGUCUGCGACGACCAUUGGCAAUGCUUUAGGAAUUGGCUGGGCGGUCUUCUCCGCUCCGCCUGUUAAGCAUAUUAAAGCUUCCCACUGGUUCAAUCAAGAGUAGAGGUUCACCUUGCUUGUUCACGCAAGAACUCACAAUGGCCGACAUGGACUUCGACACCGGCUUGGGCCUCGAAGACACGCAUGUUCUGGUGACAGGCUCGAGUGGGGCAAUCGGUUCCGUGGUGGUGAGCGCCUUUCUUAGCGCAGGCUGCUUUGUCUCUGCUUUCGAUAUUGCUGAGCCCACCUACAGGACACACGACCGACUGCAUCAACAAGUAGUGGACAUCACUGACGAGAAUGGUGUCGAAGAAGCCAUGGAAACAGCAAGGCAGAAAUUCGGGCUGAUAGCGACAUGCAUUGCCGUAGCUGGGUUGGAUUUGUCUUACAUCCCCCAUGGCUCGCUCGCAGAUAUGCCCCUUGCGGACUGGAAACGAGUGAUGAGCGUCAACAUCGACGGCACGUUUUUAACAUGUCGAGGCUGGCUUCGAGGAAUACGAGAUCACGCAAAAGCAGGGGACAGGAAUAUCGCCGCCGUGAUUUUUGGGUCCGAAGCCGGGAGAUUUGGGGUGCCGGCCUCGGCCGCCUAUGCAAGCUCCAAAGCGGCAAUCCAAUAUGGUCUGGUCAAGUCUCUUGCACGGGAUGCUGUGAGCAUGCAUCCCUGCGCUCGUGUCAAUGCAGUCGCGCCAGGACCCGUGGACACUGCCCAGUUUAGGAAGGAGUGUAGGGCAGACGAAAGUGCCAGGUGGCGGGAGGCCGAAGCAACAGUAGCUUUGGGAAGACCAGUUACAAUAGAAGCUGUCGCAAGGGCGUGUUUGUUUCUUGCAAGCGACAACUUUGCAGGCAACAUAACUGGUCAAUUGUUGCCUGUUGACUCAGGAAAGAGUGGCAGCCUCUACUGGCUCGAGAAUGGGGAAGGGGCCUAGUGGAGAUCGCAUGUUCUUCAUCCCAGUAC